This is a messenger RNA of Vicia faba (fava bean), 519 nucleotides long. NCBI's taxonomy places the organism in Eukaryota, Viridiplantae, Streptophyta, Magnoliopsida, Fabales, Fabaceae. The record is from the annotation of a GenBank genome assembly.
AUGAAAGCAAGAGUUCGCCAACUACGAAUAGAAUUGAAAUCUACCAAGAAAGGGAACAAAUUUGUCACUGAGUUUUUGCUACGCAUCAAAGUUAUUGCCAAUUCAUUACUCGCAGUUGGUGAUCUCAUCACUGAACAAGACCAAAUUGACUCGAUCCUCAAUGGGCUUCCAGAGGAAUAUAAUCCAUUUGUUAUGCAGAAGUAUGGCUGCCCUGUUCCCCCAACACUAUGUGAUGUUGAAGGUUUGCUCUAUGUGAAAGAAACACAACAUGAUAAAUUUCGUCAAGAACUAGUUGCUAACACAGUCUCUGCAAAUAUUGCUCAUACUGGUCAAAAGGAAGAAAGUUGUAGAGGUAACUACUCAAGGAACCAUGGAAGAGGACACAAGUACAGUCGAGGGCGUGGGAGAGGCAGAACCAUAGCUAGCACUGGAAAUCGUCCAACUUGCCCAUUAUGUGGAAAAUAUGGACACUCUGUCUCCACUUGUUGGCCCAGAUUUGAUGAGAAUUUCAUGCCAUAA